GCUAUUGUUUCGCCUAUCCUUACGCGUAUAAACCAAAAUUUAAAUUUUAAAUCUGAUUUUGUGAAUUUUUACAGCAUUUAGUUUUGAAUUAUUAAGAAUAUGUAUAUAAAAGAUUUAUCUACAAAUUGUUUGUUUCUGCUAACAAGUGGUACGGAACCAGGUAAACAUACUUGGUUUCAACGCAAAAAAAAAGAACUACGGUCACGACCAAGGUUUAUAAUCCAGAUAGUAGAUCAAAAUUCACUCAUGAAAAUCAUGAAAUCCAUUGAUUAACCGAUAAAAUUCAAUGAAAUCUGCAUAAAUUUGUCAAAACUUUUAAAAUCUAGUUUAAUCUUGUUGAACUUUAUCGAAAAAUCGAGUGGUUCAUGUUUUCAAUCUCAUAAAAAAAACUGAAUUUCGUGAAAUCCAAACCCUGAUAAAAAUCAAUGAAAUCUGCAUAAAUUUACCAAAAAAUUAAAAUUCAUUUUAAUCUUGUUGAACUUAUCGAAAAAUCGAGUGGUCUGUGUUUUCAAUCUCAUGAAAACAAUCUGAAUUUUGCGAAAUCUGAACCCCAAUAAAAACCGAUGAAAUUUGCAUAAAUUUGUAAAAAAAAAAAAUCAAAAUCCAGUCUAUUCUUGUCAAACUUAUCGAAGGAUAGAGAAAGAUCGAGUGGUUCGUGUUUUCGAUCUCAUAAAAGGAAAUUUUGAAUUUCGCGAAAUCCGAACCGAUUUCCAUGGAGCCGUGUGAAGUGAACCCGGAUCACAUCACAACUCCCACAACCCGAACACGAAACGAAACCACGCCAAACAAACCCGAGUUGAACACCGAAGCGGAACGGCAUCGCUCGUCAUCUAGCGCUCCACCAUGGCCGCGACCGCGAGCGCGCCCGCCCAAACUCCCGCUCGCUGCCUCCGCCGAUAGCUCGAGCUCCCCGGAACUCCGCCGGCGACCGCGCCGCCGCCCCCGCAUUCCCGAUCCCACGGCUGCGGGAAAGAGCUAGGUAGGUAGGUAGGUAGGUUCUUGAGGAGCAUAAUUGUUCGACAGUGCUCAGUUCUUGUGCUCUGAACAAGCCGUUCUACUCUACUGUUCUAGGAGCGAUUGGUUCACUCUGAAUUCUGAAAAAAGAAGGGGGCAAUUUCUGCUGCCAGAAUCUUGGUGAUUAACCUCACUUGCGUGCCAUAAUCUUCAGUCUUUUUCACCUAUGGGCCAUGUUGAAGAAGCAUCUGGCAGUGAUGACGAUGGGGUGGAGUUGCUGUCGGUUUCUUGGAACCAGGACAACAGCUGCUUCAUUGCAGCAACCACCAAUGGCUUCAGGGUCUUCAGUUGCAAGCCCUUCCACGAGACCAUGAGGAGGAUGUUUGGCCCCAAUGGAGGGAUUGGAAUCGCCGAGAUGCUGUUCCGCACCAGCAUAUUCGGAUUGGCAGGUGCAGAGUCCAACACCGAGUUCCCACCCACCAUGCUCCAGCUCUGGGACGAUUACAACGAACGCCGCAUCCACAAGUACAACUUCACAAGCGAGAUCCGAGCCGUCAGGCUGUCCAAGGACUACUUUGUGGUUGUUCUUGAGAAGACCAUCAAUGUUUACAGGUUCAAGGACCUGAGGCUGUUCUACCAGGCUAGGACGGUGUCGAACCCGAAUGGGCUGUGCUGCCUGUCUCAUCACGCAAACGCCUCCGUUUUCGCCUGCCCUGGGACGUCCAAGGGGCAGGUUCUCAUUGAGCAUUUCGGGUUGAAGGAGACCAGGUUCAUUGCUGCUCAUGACUCGCCCCUUUCGUGCAUGACAAUGGCCUUGGAUGGAACACUCUUGGCUACUGCCAGUGUCAGGGGUACUUUGAUCAGGAUAUUCAACACUAGGGACGGCACCUGCGUGCAGGAGGUGCGGAGAGGACUUGACAGAGCUGAGAUAUAUAGCAUUGCACUGUCACCAAAUGUGCAGUGGCUAGCAGUCUCCAGUGACAAAGGAACGGUGCAUGUCUUCAGUCUGAGGGUGAAAGAUGCAGAGGAGGAUGCAAAAAAGGGGGAGUCUGCAACUGCAGGUGCACAGGUGAAUGACAAUUGCAACUAUGGUUCUACGGUUCCAGUUACACAAACAAAGAUUGGAUCCAAUACGAGCUCAUCCCUGUCUUUCAUGAAAGGGAUUCUGCCGAAAUACUUCAGUUCAGAAUGGUCUUUUGCUCAGUUCCGUUUACCAGAAAUCACGCGGUAUAUUAUGGCAUUUGGAGAUCAAGACACUGUAAUGAUGAUCGGUCUUGAUGGCAGUUUCUACAGAUACAGCUUUGACCCUGUAAAUGGCGGGGAGAUGAUGCUCAAGGAAUAUCACCUGUUUCUGAAGGCCAGCAAAUCUUUGUGAAGAACUCCAAACACCUGAGCUUCAUGGUGGGUCAUACCAUCAUCUCAGUUUAUAUCUAGAUGGUCUGACUAAGUUCAAUGCGUACUGUUCUCUCUAGUAACAUUUCUCACUAGCAAGGUUAAUCAGCAUAGGCUAUUUCAUUCCGAAUUAGGCGUAAUUUUUGCACAUAUUAGGGGUUAGUCUUUUUUUUGUUGGCUUUUCUACAUCAGUAAGCUUAACUGAAAUGUAUAAAUUUCUUAGGAAUGAGUCAUUUCCCACCGGAUGUGACCUAGUUGUAACUUUAAAUUCGUAGUGGAGGGAUUUCUCCCUGCCUUCAUCUUGUUUUAUUAGUUAUUUAUUACAUCAUUUUGGAUUACCAACACAAAAAUCUGGCCAGCUGCUAUCUGCCAAAAAUUAAGAAAUUUGAAACGCGAGAAGCAACCUCACCAAGUAUAUGCCUUUGACUUUUGAGUUAUGCAAAAGUACAAAACUGCAAGCAUAAGCAAUCUUUACGCAUAAUAACGCCAGCGAAAAAAGCUGCUCUCAUAUAUGGCUUUUGGCUUUAAAACUGUCCAAAUAAAAAGUAGUUUGUUUUUGUGAAACUUAUAAUUUUAUUUUAACUUGUAUGCAUAGUUAAUAAGCAUCGACAAACGGGACCAACUUUAAGUUUUGGUGUAUUGAGACCUUUUUCUAUAAAUUAAAUACUUCAUUCAACAUGUAAUAUAAUGUUCAUGAACUUUGGACUGAAAAUCCGGAACCAAAGAGACUUUUUCAUUUGAUUUUUUAAAAGCACAAACAUAAUAAUCUUUUUGAUACAUGGAAGACGUAUACGCACACAACAUCUGAAAAUCUGGAACCAGAGAUCCGUUUUCAUUUGAUUUUUUAAGAGCGCAAACACCGUGAUCUUUUCGAUUACAUGGAAGACGCAUAUGUGCAUAACAUCGGUGCUUCCCCACCAACACCAUGUUUUGAUCAUUAUAAGCUUAGAAUUUAGCUAGCUAGAUUUGAUGGAAAAGAAAGGCCGAGGAUCAGGGAAAGUGUGAUAUGUACAGUUGUGGGUGUGACAAACGUACUUUAUCAUUUCACACUCUUCUGCUGUACAGAUUGAUGUUUCUAUGACACGUGUACAUUUAGGUAGUGGUGUUAUGCUCAAAGAUGCUUUACGCUUGUUUUGUUACAACUUAUGUAAAUUAUGCCACGCAAUGUGCAAUGUGCAAUUUACUAUUUAUUUUCGUUGAAUAAA
Messenger RNA from Oryza sativa Japonica Group (Japanese rice), 3551 nucleotides. Its product is annotated as autophagy-related protein 18d. NCBI's taxonomy places the organism in Eukaryota, Viridiplantae, Streptophyta, Magnoliopsida, Poales, Poaceae. Gene Ontology annotation, molecular function: phosphatidylinositol-3-phosphate binding; protein binding; phosphatidylinositol-3,5-bisphosphate binding. Gene Ontology annotation, cellular component: cytosol; extrinsic component of membrane; phagophore assembly site membrane. Gene Ontology annotation, biological process: autophagy of mitochondrion; nucleophagy; protein localization to phagophore assembly site. The record is from RefSeq and is a predicted model, not a curated record.